Messenger RNA from Trichophyton verrucosum HKI 0517, 2070 nucleotides. RefSeq lists its product as uncharacterized. The transcript is spliced from 5 exons. The record is from RefSeq and is a predicted model, not a curated record. The annotation marks the transcript as partial. NCBI's taxonomy places the organism in Eukaryota, Fungi, Ascomycota, Eurotiomycetes, Onygenales, Arthrodermataceae.
AUGACGGCCAUGAAGCAGUUGAUCCCGUCUGCUGCAUGUGUAGCCGCCAGACAGCGAGCAUCCUCUCCACCAGGACUGACGGCGUGCAAGUCUGCCAUCUUGACAGCAGCCAGAGGCAGUUUUUCCGGUUCAGCAGUCCUGGUUCUGUCCAACCUCAGCGCUGGAGAAGCGGGCAGCUCCCUUUCGUCUCCCUCUUCUUCUUCUUCUUCUUCUUCUUCUCCUCCCCUCUUGUGUCUCUGCCCCGUUCCUUCAGACUCCUCGCUCUCUUCGUCUCCUCAGAGCAUCGCCGUCGUCUGCGUCUCGUCCGUAUCAACUGACUCUGCCGACUGCCGCUGGCCUUCAGAGGCCGUCGAGGAAGAAAAGCAAACAAGGACGUCAUUUGACCCAGCCAGGGCGGAAUUCCUGGCGCAACCUGUCGUACUUUUGCCUCCGCAGCGACGACAGCGACAGCGACAGCAACAUCCGACCCAACGGCUUCAUGUCUUCAGCUGGCGAUCCCACCUGGAAGCCAGCGCAUCGCCAUGCCGCCGACUCGCAGUGACAGCAGCGCCAGCAGCAGCCGUAAUGGCCAUGACAACCCCCCAUCUACCUAUUUUUUUUUUCUUCUUCUUCUUCUUCAUCAUCUUCCCUCCCCGUCAACUCCCCCCUGCCUACUACCUGCAGCAGCUCGAGUCCUUUGCCAGCCCGGUACCAGACCUGGCCGCCACCCUGAUGAGCAACCCAGAGGAUGAGAUACACAGCGAAAACGUCCACUUUCUUCGAAGCAGAAGACGGUCGUCGACGGAGCUCUCGCCCUCGCGUGCCCGUACCCGCAGACGCCAGCUCGGUGGAGGCGGCGGCGGAGGAGGAGGAGGCGUAGGGGUGGGUGCUGGUGCAGGAAUGGCCGAUUCGCCUCACGAUUCCGUCGACUUCGGCGGUGAUCAGUACAUGCCUAGGUCGCAUCAACAGUAUACCUCCGGCCAUGGACAGAGGAUACCAAUCAUUCGCCGACGGGGAGCCAUGAACAUCAGCCACGGCCCGGCCUACGAAGGUCCUCCUCAGCAGUCGAACAGGAUAUACAGCUGGGCCCCGACGCAGGACGAAGAAGGCGGUCUCUACGUCCGCACCGACCCAUUGCAUCCUCGAGACGAGAUAUGGUUCGACCGGUCAGCGUCUUCUUCUUCCAGAGACGAGGACGGCUCGCUUUGGAGUCAUCUGCCUAGAGAGCUCAGAGGGACGGCCCAGUUGGCGUCGGAGUCACCGCCCGAAGAGCAGGAAGGCGGACGUGCUGUGGGAGCGCCGAACAUGCCCCUGGCACGAGACAACCCGGCCUUGGUCACCGCAGCCAUCUUACAGUCUGUCAGAAGAAACCACAGAUACUCACCGAGAGUGCGAACGCCGCAGAACCAGAUGCAGGACGACGACGGCCGAGACAGGACCAUUAACGCAAGCACCAACGGCUACAGCAGCUACAAUAACAACAGCAGCACCAGCAACAACAACAAUAAUAAUAACGAUUUUGCCACCCCUUUCUCCUUUUCUCCCCAAGGGAGACGCUCGAGUCCUCGGUUAUCACCACCUGCUCGCAUCGAUACAUCGAGAAAUUCCGAUAUUCGCCGCAUGUACCUCAAAGACCCCUCUAUUGACCGCCUCAGGGAGGCCAUCCAGUACCUGGACCGAGUCCGUUUCUCAAACUCUUAUGAAGAAAGCCUUUCCACCGCCGCAGCUGGAGGCUUUGUUCAGUUUGAGUAUUUCCUUCGCAAUGAAGAUGACUUCAUCCUUGACACAGGCUCGAUUGCAGGCCCAGGCUACUGCUCCUGGUUGAGCCCUGGCACUGUUUUCUCUGGCCAACAGCAAGCGACGGCAUCGACUGCAAUGCUGCCACACAGGUUGCUGGGAACUACUCGCCCCUCGACAGAGUCUAACGCUGCCUCGGGUGCUGGAAGCCGGAUAAGCGUCUACACCAGCAGCGGCCGAAGUUAUUGGGCAAGCAAUAUCAUGGGCAACAGCAACAGUAACGGUAGCAACAAUAACAGCAGCAGUAGCAGUCAAGACCCAGAGCCUGCAAAGACAGAAAGCUGGCCUGUUAAA